GUGUUUUCGUUUAGCUUGGUUGGCUAGUGCCCACUGCAUGCCAUGAUAAAUUGAAUUUUGUUCAGGUUCUUCCAUGUCCAUCGCCAUCUUCAGUGGCAGCCAAGGUGGGUAGAUGAAAGGGGCUCCUACUAUAGUAUUUUACAGCUGGCAGAUUAAACCGUCAUGAGCAGGCACAUGUGACAAACAAACAAUCAAUGCUAAGCAAAGUGGACGGGGGAGGAGGCUUGGGCAUUUUGCUCGUGUGCCCGCCACCCCUCAAAAAGCAGCUACCUGCUUCGUACCGUACAGUAAGUACAGUACCGAGUAAAAAAAAAAAAAAUACUAGCUAGGUCCCUGGCUACCUUAGGGUCGGUAGGGUACGUCUCCCUGACAUCCAAUAAUUUCGUACCUCCGAACCUAAGGUACCUUGGCUUUGGAUGGACGAGGGGAGGUGACCAGCCAGCUGCCAAAGCACAAGCGGCCCUUCCUUCCUCCUCUCCCAUAAAAGGAAUGCCCAUCCUCUUGUCACACAUCGUACCCUCCAUCCUCCCCAACCUGCCAGACAGACACAUUUCUACUCAGCCGUGAUUAAUCAAUUCCAUCAGCCGACAUUUCACAUCAGAUCACGCCUCCAAUCAAACAAAGAAUACACAAGACACACACACACACACCAACCAAAAUGCCCGUUCGCAUCCCCACAGCCCGCACCUCCGAGGUCCUCUGCUUCGGCGCUGCAGGCGUGUCCGUCUUUGCCCCUCUCUACAUGGUCCUCCCCGGCGCCGAGGAGCGCCUGGCCUCUCAGACCGUCCGCUGGGCCCCCCGCUGGGAGCGCAACAUCGGCUUCUUCACCCCGGCCGCCGAGCGGGGCAUGCAGCGUGUCAAGCCGCCCGUCGAGCGUACCGUCAAGCGCAUCGACAACCGCCUGCCCCUCGAGAAGAUGGCCAAGAACCUCGGCGGCAGGAUCGAGAGGAGCUUCGUCCGCUUCACCCCCAAGCCGAAGGAGUAAGGGAAGCCACCAAAAAAGGAAGAAGAGAAUCUAGUUUCUUGAUGGGAGGGAGUUGGAAUAUACCUACCUACAUGCAUACAUUUUUACUCGCUUCCAUCAUGGACGCACGUUCGGGUUGCGUUCAGGACGUCCAGACCCUGAGAUGGUGGCGUCCAGGUCUGUCAGAUUGCCUACUAUAGGAUAGUGCAUUGGCGAACAGGCCGAGUUUUCUUUCACAUUCUUACUUGCAUGCGUUCAGAGGCAUCAAGCAUACUUGGGGUGUUUGGGGGAUCCUUUACAUAGGAACACUAUGAAUAAAGUUGAUGAAAUGGCUUGCCA
This is a messenger RNA of Pyricularia oryzae 70-15, 1303 nucleotides long. RefSeq lists its product as uncharacterized. Bases 659 to 985 code for a protein of 108 amino acids. The record is from RefSeq and is a predicted model, not a curated record. NCBI's taxonomy places the organism in Eukaryota, Fungi, Ascomycota, Sordariomycetes, Magnaporthales, Pyriculariaceae. The transcript has 2 exons.